GGGAGGGCGGAGGACGAAUCUGCUUGUGGUGUCGGCAUUUUGUCAGCGUGAUGGGGGUUUUUUUCUCCCUUCUCUGUUAGUAUGUGUUCAAAACGCACUUAGCAAGAGCACUAGGUGCACAGUGUAAAACUGAAAGCGUUGCAGAGUGGUCGUCCGGGAUCUUCAAUGUGUCAGUCCUUGGAACUGUUGUGAGUUGCUGUUUCUUUCAUGUGAAUGCAAGGGUUUGCGGAUUGCCACAGUGUGAACUUGUGAAGUCUGACUGUCCAGCUGUUUGCCGCUUAUGGUGUUUCCUUUGUUAGCACUGAAGGUGUCAGCGUUUUGAAUCAGAGUCUCCCACCCACACAUGUAAUUCAACUUCUCCUGCAUCCUGCAGUGAGUCUGGUGUUGACCUCAGGCCUAGCUCUGUAAAAGGUCAUGACACACCAAGACUGAAGGAGGUUAUAGAACGAAACAGCUUCAGUUGCUUUAGCGUAGUAACCAACUUUAGAUGGGGUUAGAACUAGACUUCAGAUGGGGCUGUAAUGGGUGAUAAGGAGAGGGUGUGUCCUGCAUGGAUCCUGUUGGCAGAGAUAAUAGUCUGGGAUCGUUGGUGGCGGUGCCUGCGGGCGAGAGCUGCGUGGAGCUGCUUGCACGCCUCCGCCUAGGAGCCAGACCUGCUGGCGACUUCCAGGGCACACCGUGGUCCGCGGUGCCAGGAGAGGCAGGAAGCCUGCCUCUGCACCCCAGCUGCGCCGCUGAUCGGGAGCUGCCGGAGGAAAAGCGAAAACUCAGGCAGUAAUUCCAUCGGGGUAUAUAUCUUUCCACUCCCCAGUAAAACAUUUGUCUAGUAAAUGUAAGAAACACAAGCUCUGAGUUUCCUGGACCACGUCAACACAGAUGGGAGCAAUCCGGGGACGGGCCUGUCAGCUUUCACUCUGCACAGGAAGGCUCACCGGAGAGGAGAACUCAUUUGAUGGUGCUUUCCCAAAAAAGAUCUGCACGUCUGUUUAAAUGCUUCAUGUAAACUGAGAUGCUGUAUCAGGAACUAUAGCUGGGCUGCUGCUGGAGGGGCACGCAGAAUGGCUAGAUUGAAGGUUUCCAUCCACAGAACAGGCUCCAUCCAGUAGGCUGCAAAGGCCCUAGGGGGGCGUGUCGACAGUCACCGGCACCUGGGAGGACAGGCGAGCAGAGCUGGGCCAGCAGGGAACAUACAAGCUGCCCAUGCCGACUGUGUAUGAAGCUGGGAAGCAGUACACGGGACCUGAGUCCACAGAGAGACCCCUUUCGAUGUCCCGGCAUGAGACCUCUCCGACGACGGUGCAACCGGCUGGCAACCAGCGCCCCAAUGCCUGCUGCUUCUGCUGGUGCUGCUGCUGCAGCUGCUCGUGGAACGAAGACCGGGAGCGAGCGUGGCGGGCGUCUCGAGACACCAAACUGGAGCCCAUUCCAAACUGUGAAGCUUGCCUCAAGCCAACUCCCGACGAAGUGCAGGGCUGGGCCCAGUCGUUCGACAAGCUGAUGAAGAACCCAGCGGGCAGGAACGUGUUCCGGGAAUUCUUACGGACUGAGUACAGCGAGGAAAACAUGCUCUUUUGGUUAGCAUGUGAGGAACUCAAAAACGAGUGCAACAAGCACACCAUCGACGAGAAGGCCAGAAUGAUCUACGAGGACUACAUCUCCAUCCUCUCACCCAAAGAGGUGAGCCUGGAUUCCCGGGUGCGCGAAGUCAUCAACAAGAAGAUGCAGGAGCCCUCGACGCACACCUUUGACGACGCGCAGCUACAGAUCUACACCCUCAUGCACAGAGACUCCUAUCCCCGCUUCCUGAACUCUGCCAUAUACAAAGCGCUGCUGCAGAGCGUCUCGCGGUCGUCCUCGGAGUCCUAAGCACCUGCCACCCUCGGCCCGUGGCAACGCCACAAACAGUUCUUUUUGUACACCGGUGUCGGGGGGGAUCCCCGAGCUCUGGCUCUGUCUGGGGCAGGCGGGGAGGCCUCUGGGACCAGGGGGCCGGAGCUCCCGCUCCCC
Messenger RNA from Mauremys reevesii (Reeves's turtle), 2007 nucleotides. RefSeq names its product regulator of G protein signaling 19 (gene RGS19). The record is from RefSeq and is a predicted model, not a curated record. Lineage: Eukaryota; Metazoa; Chordata; Testudines; Geoemydidae. Bases 1201 to 1866 code for a protein of 221 amino acids. The transcript has 8 exons.